Messenger RNA from Gadus chalcogrammus (walleye pollock), 2995 nucleotides. Its product is annotated as SUMO-conjugating enzyme UBC9-like. The record is from RefSeq and is a predicted model, not a curated record. Gene Ontology annotation, molecular function: SUMO conjugating enzyme activity. Gene Ontology annotation, cellular component: nucleus. The transcript is spliced from 7 exons. The coding region runs from base 383 to 859 and encodes 158 amino acids. Gene Ontology annotation, biological process: protein sumoylation. NCBI's taxonomy places the organism in Eukaryota, Metazoa, Chordata, Actinopteri, Gadiformes, Gadidae.
CCUGAAGGUCCUGACGAAAUAAACAAAUUGGGGUCCUUCUUCAAUGCUAGCUAUCGAAGCGGCAUCUACGAGUUGCAUUGUCCUGUACAGCUGUUAUGGUUACGUUGAAAUACAUAAAGGUUUAUGAAAGAUAAACGUUGCUGAAGUGAUGUUGAUGUUCUAGUAUUCAGGCCCAGACCAGACGACGCCCGCCGGACUCGCACGUUGUCUCAAACACUCAAAGCUUUUGUUUUUCCAGCGGUUGUACGCGAUCUGCAUAGCUAACGGUGUUGAGAAAACAAGCUAGGUAGCCCACAGUGUUCCCCAAAAACCAUCCACACCGGGGAUUAACUCAUCCGGGUUCGGUCAAAUAAAACAACGAGGGAGGCGUUAAUGAGCUGCAAUGUCUGGCAUUGCUCUUAGCAGAUUGUCUCAGGAGCGCAAAGCCUGGAGGAAAGACCACCCCUUCGGAUUUGUUGCUGUGCCCACUAAAAACCCAGAUGGCACCAUGAAUCUGAUGAACUGGGAGUGCGCCAUCCCCGGGAAGAAAGGAACCUUGUGGGAAGGGGGCUUGUACAAGCUGAGGAUGCUGUUCAAAGACGACUACCCGUCCUCCCCUCCCAAGUGCAAGUUCGAGCCUCCUAUAUUCCACCCCAAUGUGUACCCGUCAGGCACCGUCUGUCUGUCCAUCCUGGAGGAAGACAAGGACUGGAGGCCGGCCAUCACCAUCAAGCAGAUCCUACUGGGCAUCCAGGAGCUUCUGAACGAACCCAACAUCCAGGACCCAGCCCAGGCAGAGGCCUACACCAUCUACUGCCAGAACAGGAUGGACUACGAGAAGAGGGUGAGGGCGCAGGCCAAGAAGUUCGCCCCCACAUAGAGCCCCCCCCCCCCCCCCAACCCCCCCGGCCGGCCGGCCCACCCAGCAGAGGGGGGGCCAAACUCCAAGGACCACUCCAAAAAGAACCACCUUUUAAUCCAUUUUACUAUUCUACAGGACUCACGUUAAACUUCUUCUUUUCUGCCCAUCAUGUCUUCUUGGUCCGUGGACGAGGAAUGUUCAAACGUCUUGAUCGUUUUUUUUGUAUUUAGCUCCUCCCACUGGACUUAGACAUGAAUGCACCCCCACCAUACCGCUUCGAUUUGCCCUGAUUUCCUGUGCGGCCGUAGGCCUGCGUUCAGCCCCUUGUGUCCAAAGGCACCAGGACGGGCCCUGCUGCCUAUUGUAUUGUUAAAAAUAAAACAUCAGUAGCCUUUUAGUUCCCUCUGAGUCUGUUACUCCUGACCGGAUCGCUCCGGUCGGCGCUCCCUCUCUCGCUGAGUCUGUUACUCCUGACCGGAUCGCUCCGGUCGGCGCUCCGGUCGGCGCUCCCUCUCUCGCUGAGGCUUUGUUCUUGUUUUUCGACGGUCCUUUUCUUACACUCAGCCCGAUGGACAGAGGCGUUGGCUCCAGGAGGCGUUGGCUCGGCGAUGGCUCCAGGAGGCGAUGGGCGGUAUGCCCACGCUGCAGAGCGACCCAGCGUAGGGGCGGAGCCGUACCAGGGAACCCUCUUGUUUUAGUGUUUAGCUCCUCCCUCAGUCUUCAUUUGGCCCCGCCCCCUUAAGGAAGGUUCCCCCCUUAAUCAUUUCACAGAAAACUGCGUUUCACUUAAGUCUGCUAAUUUGAUAACAAUAAGGUCAUCAUUACGAUUGAAGUCCGAAUGAAAGUGCCCUUGGGCUCCAGUUGAUCCCUGAGGGCUAACCAUCCCAGGGAUCAUUAAGCCCCGGGCGGAGUGCUAGAGGUUGUUGAUCCCUGUGGGCUAACCAUCCCAGGGAUCAUUAAGCCCCGGGCGGGGUGCUAGAGGUUGUUGAUCCCUGUGGGUUAACCGUCCCAGGGAUCACUAAGCCCCGGGCGGGGCUCUAGAGCUACGCAGAGUCUCCUCAUUGGGCGGCCUGUCUUACGCUCGGCCGCGUGUACAUAGCAUCUGUCUCCUUUCCGUUCCUCAAUGUCCCAUCCAGCCUCCGUUCCUCAAUGUUCUCGUUUGAUUGGCUGGCGGGGGGUCCACCAGGUGAGAGGGGGCGGGCUCACAGCCUAAGAGGGGCUUUAAAAACAGGUUUGCUUUGCCUCUGAAGAAAUGAGUGCAUGUACAUAAUAUAAAUACGGAAAACUGUGGAGGUUAUGUUUUAUAUCGUUUUAGCCAGUUGACAUUUGUGUGUGGUAUUAAAAGCAAAUGAACACAGUUAAUGUAAUAUUAAGAAAUUGAAUAAAAGACUUAAAAUCAGCCCUUCAUCUUUUUUAAUUUCGGUUACUUGGUUUUAAAUUGUCCAGUGUGUGUGUUAUGAACUGCAAUGCCCAACGGAUCCAGGCACGAGGCCUGUAGCGUGUCAUCAGCCCAACGCUCGGAACGGCCUCACAGGGAUCCUGUUUCUCUCGUCCCUUGAGGCGCGCUGUGGCUGUUAACCAUCAGAAGGAGGUUUGACUUCAGCCUGACUGAAGACGUGUAGAGGAUGUUUGGACAUUCACCCUGACAGGACUGGUUGUUUAUGCGUCGGGCGUGUUUGUGGUGGUGACUCUUUCCUGUGAGCUGAAAGAAAUGGUAAUAAUGAAAGAUGUUUGUGUGACGGUUUUUCACACCUUUUUAACGCUUGUGGUUUUUAACACCUUAUCACCUCGAUAAGCCACCAAGAGAAGGAAGCAACAGAGGUACGAUCAGGUUGUUGGGGAAACGUUUCUGUCAAUCAAUGGGCUGAAUAAAAGAAGAAGAACCUUAAGGACCUGGCCCGUGGUGAACUUUUAAGGACCUAUCACAAACGGGCCUAUUUGUUGUAGGAUUGGUCUUCUCGGAGGAGUUGAAUCAUGUGACUUGUUUCCACCCUAUCCCUCUGUGCUCGGAUACUAUUUCAGAACAGGCUUCAGCGUGGGCUCGUUGCAGGCAAACGAAGCUCAGGGGUAUAAUGCUAAACGCGAAACAAAACCUUCAGCAAUAUGUACUCUUUGAAAGCUCAUAUUAAUAAAUCAAUAUCCAGCGCUGUGCAA